CGGCGGCGGCCGGGGCCGGGGCGCGGGCCGGAGACGCCGGAGGGCCGGCAACGACCCGGGAGGGACGAUGAAGCGGCAGAAUGUGCGCACGUUGGCGCUCAUCGUGUGCACCUUCACCUACCUGCUGGUGGGCGCCGCGGUGUUCGACGCGCUGGAGUCAGAGCCGGAGAUGAUCGAGCGGCAGCGGCUGGAGCUGCGGCAGCUGGAGCUGCGGGCGCGCUACAACCUCAGCGAGGGCGGCUACGAGGAGCUGGAGCGCGUCGUGCUGCGCCUCAAGCCGCACAAGGCCGGCGUGCAGUGGCGCUUCGCCGGCUCUUUCUACUUCGCCAUCACCGUCAUCACCACCAUCGGCUAUGGCCACGCGGCACCCAGCACAGACGGAGGCAAGGUGUUCUGCAUGUUCUACGCGCUGCUGGGCAUCCCGCUCACACUCGUCAUGUUCCAGAGCCUGGGUGAGCGCAUCAACACCUUAGUGAGGUACCUGCUGCACCGUGCCAAGAAGGGGCUGGGCAUGCGGCAUGCCGAGGUGUCCAUGGCCAACAUGGUGCUUAUCGGCUUCGUGUCGUGCAUCAGCACGCUGUGCAUCGGCGCUGCUGCCUUCUCCUACUACGAGCGCUGGACCUUCUUCCAGGCCUAUUACUACUGCUUCAUCACGCUCACCACCAUCGGCUUCGGCGACUACGUGGCGCUGCAGAAGGACCAGGCGCUGCAGACGCAGCCGCAGUACGUGGCCUUCAGCUUCGUGUACAUCCUCACCGGCCUCACGGUCAUCGGCGCCUUCCUCAACCUCGUGGUGCUCCGAUUCAUGACCAUGAACGCCGAGGACGAGAAGCGUGACGCGGAGCAUCGCGCGCUGCUCACGCACAACGGCCAGGCGGGCGGCCUGGGUGGCCUGAGCUGCCUAAGCGGUAGCCUGGGCGAUGGCGUGCGUCCCCGUGACCCAGUCAUGUGCCCCGCGGCCGCGGGCAGCAUGGGCGUGGGUGUCGGUGGCAGCGGCUUCCGCAAUGUCUAUGCCGAGGUGCUGCACUUCCAGUCCAUGUGCUCGUGCCUCUGGUACAAGAGCCGCGAGAAGCUGCAGUACUCCAUCCCCAUGAUCAUCCCGCGGGACCUCUCCACAUCCGACACGUGCGUGGAGCACAGCUACUCGUCGCCAGGAGGUGGCGGCCGCUACAGCGACACGCCCUCGCACCCCUGCCUGUGCAGCGGGACGCAGCACUCCGCCAUCAGCUCGGUGUCUACGGGUCUGCACAGCCUGGCUACCUUCCGCAGCCUCAUGAAGCGCAGGAGCUCGGUGUGAACCACAACCAGGCCUGGAGCACCUGUGAGCCAGCGGGGUAGGGAGGGGGUCCUGCCUGCAGAAGCCGCAGGCAAUGGCCAGGAGUCCCCCCCCCCCCAAAGAUGCCUCUGGGCCCCAUGGGAAGUCCCCACCCAGCACCACUACCACCUCUAUUCUUC
Molecule: messenger RNA, 1455 nt
Organism: Acomys russatus (golden spiny mouse)
Lineage: Eukaryota; Metazoa; Chordata; Mammalia; Rodentia; Muridae
Gene: Kcnk3
Product: potassium two pore domain channel subfamily K member 3
Exons: 2
Coding region: 68-1297 (409 amino acids)
Biological process (GO): potassium ion transmembrane transport; stabilization of membrane potential
Cellular component (GO): membrane
Molecular function (GO): potassium ion leak channel activity; open rectifier potassium channel activity
Source: RefSeq, a predicted model, not a curated record